This is a messenger RNA of Oryza brachyantha (malo sina), 1560 nucleotides long. Its product is annotated as NAC domain-containing protein 87-like. The record is from RefSeq and is a predicted model, not a curated record. Gene Ontology annotation, molecular function: DNA binding. Gene Ontology annotation, biological process: regulation of DNA-templated transcription. Lineage: Eukaryota; Viridiplantae; Streptophyta; Magnoliopsida; Poales; Poaceae. The transcript is spliced from 3 exons. Bases 124 to 1080 code for a protein of 318 amino acids.
GCUACUUUCUUCAAUCUCUUCUUCUUCUCCUCUCUCUAGCUAGCCUCCAUUUCUUUCUGAUUAGAGAGCUCAAUCAAUUGAAGUGCUCCUGUGACUUAUAGCUCGCUCGCUAGCUAAGCAGCCAUGUCGGAGGUGUCGGAGGAGGCGCAGCUGGAGCUGCCGCCGGGGUUCCGGUUCCACCCGACCGACGAGGAGGUGGUGACCCACUACCUGACCCGCAAGGCCCAGGACCGCCGCUUCUCCUGCGUCGUCAUCGGCGACGUCAACCUCAACAACUGCGAGCCAUGGGACCUUCCAAGCAAGGCGAAGAUGGGGGAGAAGGAGUGGUUCUUCUUCUGCCACAAGGACCGCAAGUACCCGACGGGGAUGAGGACGAACCGCGCCACGGCGAGCGGCUACUGGAAGGCCACGGGCAAGGACAAGGAGAUCUUCCGCGGCCGCGGCGUCCUCGUCGGCAUGAAGAAGACGCUCGUCUUCUACAUGGGCCGCGCCCCCCGCGGCGAGAAGACGCCCUGGGUCAUGCACGAGUACCGCCUCGAGGGCAAGCUGCCCCCCAACCUCCCCCGCUCCGCCAAGGACGAAUGGGCGGUUUGCCGGGUGUUCAACAAAGACUUGGCGGCAAAGAAUGCCCAAAUGGCGCCGCCCCUCGACGCCCCGCCCAUGCCCCGCUCCGACUCCUUCGACAUCCUCCGCGACUUCCUCGACGACGCCGACCUGCCCGCGCUCAUGGACCCCUUCGCCGACGCCCCCACCUCCACGCCGCCGUCCACGGCCUACGGCUACCACCACGCCGCCGCAGUCAAGACGGAGCCGCAACACCCGCAGCCCACCACCUACUUCUCCCUCCCGGCGACCACCGGCGCCGGCUUCUUGCACCAGCCCUCCAGCGCCGACCAGGCCAUCCGGAGGUUCUGCAAGGCGGAGGCGGCGGGCACGUCGGCCGCCGGCGCGGACAUGUCGGCGGUGGCGAGGCAGCAGUGCCUGGAUCCGGUCGACGACGAGCUCCUGUACUACACGGACUCGGCCAUCCCGGACUACUCCCACAUAUGGAAGAACUCCGACGAGAUGAUCAACUAUUGAUUCAUCGAUCGGUGGUUCGGAUCCGCAAUCAGCUCAUGGUGAUCCUGUUCAAUUAGUUGGUUUAUUAACUUUGUUAAAUUAAGGUUUGGGUUUAAUCUGGGAGAGAGAGAUUGAUUAGGUCGCGCUAAUCUGGUCUGAUCAAGUUGUCCAGAUCAGAUGGAGCGGGUGAUGCAUGGAUCGAGUUCAUUCGUUGAUCGAUCUGAACUAAAUUAGGUAGCUAGCUAGCUAGCUAGUGUGUGUGUACAUAGUUAUCUUCUGAUUGGGAUGAUACAUAUAGGCUAAUUACUAGUCGUGGUGAAGUGAUUAGUGGAGUGAGAUAGAAAGGGAUUAAUCAAAUCUAUCAUCAAAGUUAUGACAAGGUUGGCUGGUUAAUCUGAUCCUGUGAUUGGGUUGGGCCUGUGUGUUUGUGUGUGUGGAUGGAUGGAGUAAAAACUAAACCCUCUUGUAAACGUACCAUGUAUGAUCAGUUUGCUUACAUUA